Pleuronectes platessa (European plaice) is the source of this 1123-nucleotide messenger RNA. Its product is annotated as olfactomedin-4. The record is from RefSeq and is a predicted model, not a curated record. NCBI's taxonomy places the organism in Eukaryota, Metazoa, Chordata, Actinopteri, Pleuronectiformes, Pleuronectidae. Gene Ontology annotation, biological process: signal transduction. The transcript is spliced from 3 exons.
AUGCAUUCUCACUCGUUUGCAUUCUCAGACGCCAAUGGCUUUGAGGCUGAACAGACCGAAACGCCCAUGCUGGCGGUUAGCUGUAAUGCUAGGUUACGUUUUUCAAGGAGCUCCAGGACGCUCACUCAUUCCAUCACAAAGUACACGUCAACGGCAUGCGACAAUGGUCCCGGCCAGGGAAGGUACUGCCUUAAAGGUCUGAUCACCAACAUCAGUAAACCUGUCACGACUAAGAUCAGUCCCAAUGGAAAGAGCUAUGUCUCUGGUUCAUGGGGCAAACAGGCGCAGAUGGACAGUGAUGAGCAGAAGACCAGCCAUUGGGUUCAGUCUCUGAUCAGCAGCCACAUCUGGGGAAACACUCUGCUCAUAUACCAAACCUUUGACGACUUCAUGGCCUCUGUCAACCACAAGAUCUUUACCUUUGCUCCAUCCCACAACCAUGCAAAUGCGAUUGAGGGUCCCAGUGCUGUCCUGUAGGGUGAAGCACUGUACUAUCACUGUUACCGCUCUGCAGAUGUUUGCCGCUACGACCUCAAAACAAAUGACGUCAAACGUAUAACACUUCCAGGCAACGGAGUGGGUUUCAACAACAAGUUCCCGUAUUGUUACUAUGACUGCCAGGCCAAUAGCGAUGUAGAUAUAGAGGCAGAUGAGACAGGUAUAUGGGCCAUCUAUGCCACUGUUGGUAACCAUGGUAAUCUAGUGGUGAGCCGCCUAGUUUGGGACAGUGAAGGUGCAACACUCAAUGUCUCACAGACAUGGGAAACAAGGCUUUUCAAGAAGGCAGUGAGUAGUGCUUUUAUGGUGUGCAGCGUGCUUUAUGCCACCCGUUAUGUGGACAACACUCUUGAAGAGGUUUUCUAUGCGUUUGAUCCCGCAACAGGCAAAGAGGAAAACACACUUUCAAUCUCAUUGGAAAAGGUGAGUAAAGGAGUAGCCAGUGUGAGCUACAACCCCACCAACAGGCAGAUCUACAUGUACAAUAACGGAUAUCUACUGGCCUACCAGGCCCACUUCUGAUGUGGUGCAGUUGUACUCGCUAUUUCUUAUGUUAGCCAUGUUCAUAUAACACAGGAAAUGAGCAAAGCUGGAAACAUUUCAUCAGAGGCUAUUCAAGCGGUGU